AUGGAGCUCACCAUGGCUGUCAAUACCCAUGCCCUUUUCUACACGACUAAGGCGUUUGUGCCAACCAUGCUGGAAAACAAUCAUGGACAUGUGGUCACCGUCGCCUCCAUAGCCGGCAAAGUUGGUGUCUCUGGACUUGUUGAUUACUGCGCUUCCAAGCAUGGAGCCAUCGGCUUCCACGAGUCACUGACAGCUGAAUUGGAUGCUCUCGGCAAAGAUGGCGUCAAGACAACAGUUGUUUGCCCAUACUAUAUCGAUACAGGAAUGUUCGAUGGAGUUCAAACAAAAUCACCGACACUUUUACCCGUUUUGCAACCACAAUAUGUCGUCGACUGUAUCAUGGAAGCUGUACUUACUAACAAAGAAAUGAUCUCAAUGCCACGAUUCAAUUACUUUGUGAUGUUUGCCAUUGGUUCUUCAAAUAUGUCCACAUUCUUCCAACCGUCACAGAUAGAUCCAUCAUCGGUUAUCAACAAUUUCCAGCCUAUUGCCAACAGACGUCUUACGCGUCGUCAGAGAUUAUUUGGGUGGUAA
Messenger RNA from Cylicostephanus goldi, 534 nucleotides. The record is from the annotation of a GenBank genome assembly. NCBI's taxonomy places the organism in Eukaryota, Metazoa, Nematoda, Chromadorea, Rhabditida, Strongylidae.